AUGCAUGGUGUUACACGAAGAGAGUGGACAAAGGAGUUAUUAAGGAAGAAGCGCGAGAAGGAGAGACAGGAAAUCCUCGAUUAUCGAGAAUUAUCAGAUGAGGUUUUAGAAUUGAAGAAUAAAAGAGUAGCAAACAAGGACUCUCUUCUGAAGACUACCCAGUUACUUAAUAUCAAUCCAGAAUUCAACACCAUCUGGAAUUAUAGACGUGAAAUUAUAAAACUACUUGCCCCAUCACUGGAUCAAACUUUCUGGGAUGGGGAACUUGCUUUCACUAUGGACAAAUUGAAGGUUCGUCCAAAAGUAUACUGGAUAUGGAAUCACAGGGUUUGGUGUUUAGAGCAUUAUCCUAAUUCUCCCUUGAAAAUCUGGUUGAAAGAAUUAGCCAUUGUUGGCAAAUUACUGGAAAUGGAUGCGAGAAAUUUCCAUGGAUGGCAUUACAGAAGAUACAUCGUAAGCACAGUAGAACGCUUAAGCGGAAACUGUCUAAAUUCACAAGAGUUUGAAUACACAACCGCGAAAAUAAAUCAAAAUAUCUCUAACUUUAGCGCGUGGUUCCAACGAACGAAUAUAAUUGAACAUAUGCUGGCGAGAGAUCAAAUAGCUGACAAAGAGUCCUUCAUCGACGAUGAAUUUCAGUACAUAAAGAAUGCCAUGUUCACUGAUGCUGAAGAUCAAUCUGUCUGGACGUAUCUGAUCUGGUUUAUUAAAGAGAGUGCACUAAAAGAGCAUAUGACGUCAGAAAAGUAUAGCAGUAUGCUAAAAGAACUAACCGAGAUCAUUGAACUUAUAAACGAUGAUGAUAUUAGUUUCUCUGGAAAGGAUAAUAUUUGGUGUCUAAAGACACUACUUGUGAUUGAGUUCAUUCAAAAAGAUAUCCUCAAGGAAGAUAUAAAAUCAAAAUCUAGAGAAUAUCUUGAUAAGUUGAUAAUUAUCGAUCCCUUGAGGAAAAAUAGGUAUUUAUACCAAAUAAGAGCUCUAUGA
Kluyveromyces lactis is the source of this 984-nucleotide messenger RNA. RefSeq names its product Rab geranylgeranyltransferase BET4 (gene BET4). Gene Ontology annotation, biological process: protein geranylgeranylation. The record is from RefSeq and is a predicted model, not a curated record. Bases 1 to 984 code for a protein of 327 amino acids. The transcript is spliced from 2 exons. Gene Ontology annotation, molecular function: Rab geranylgeranyltransferase activity. Lineage: Eukaryota; Fungi; Ascomycota; Saccharomycetes; Saccharomycetales; Saccharomycetaceae. Gene Ontology annotation, cellular component: Rab-protein geranylgeranyltransferase complex; cytoplasm.